AUGACAGUUGUAGUUGUGCUCUUGCUGUUCCUGCCUUUUGUGUGCACUGGCCGUGCUGGUGUUGGUGCUGGUGCCGAUUCUGGUUCUGUUGCCAGUGGCAAUGGAGGUGGUGGUGGUGGUGGUGGUGGUGGUGGUGGUGGUGGUGGUGGUGGUGGUGGUGGUGGUGGUGGUGGUGGUGGUGGUGGUGGUGGUGGUGGUGGUGGUGGUGGUGGUGGUGGUGGUGGUGGUGGUGGUGGUGGUGGUGGUGGUGGUGGUGGUGGUGGUGGUGGUGGUGGUGGUGGUGGUGGUGGUGGCGGUGGUGGUGCUGGUGGUGCUGGUGCUGCUGCUGGUGCUGGUCCUGCUGCUGCUUCAGCCCAACCCCAUCAUCCAGCAACAUGCCUGGGCUAG
Molecule: messenger RNA, 387 nt
Organism: Closterium sp. Naga37s-1
Lineage: Eukaryota; Viridiplantae; Streptophyta; Zygnematophyceae; Desmidiales; Closteriaceae
Source: the annotation of a GenBank genome assembly